Messenger RNA from Paramuricea clavata, 490 nucleotides. The record is from the annotation of a GenBank genome assembly. Lineage: Eukaryota; Metazoa; Cnidaria; Anthozoa; Malacalcyonacea; Plexauridae.
GCAACCUUUUAAAAAAGGCAACCCAAAGAUCCAAUUGUUGAGGAGACAAGGUUUCGAUGGGUUAUCCACGGCUGAGAAGAUAGUGAAGGAACAGUUAGCCACAGGCAUCAUUGAGAAAGCACCACAAACACCCACUGGAGAGCGUACCUUCUAUAUGCCACACAAACCAGUAAUCAGAGAGUAUGCGACCACCACCAAAGUUAGGAUGGUUUUUGACGCAAGCGCAAAGCCAAACCCACUAGCGAACAGUAUAAAUGACUGCAUGUACACAGGACCACCACGGAUCCGAGUUCGCAUGUCAACACACAUUCAGAAAGCAUUCCUGCAAAUAGGCAUCCAAGAGGGAAAUAGAGAUGCUUUCCUUUUUCCUGUUCAAUAUCAACGGCAUGGAACAACAUCUCCGGUUUGCCGUUCGAACAACAUCUUCGGAGUACCGUUCGGUGUCGAAGCAAGUCCUUUCAUGUUGGGAAACGAACAACAACCGUUAUAG